Ahaetulla prasina is the source of this 2823-nucleotide messenger RNA. RefSeq names its product cleavage stimulation factor subunit 3 (gene CSTF3). The record is from RefSeq and is a predicted model, not a curated record. Lineage: Eukaryota; Metazoa; Chordata; Lepidosauria; Squamata; Colubridae. The transcript has 21 exons. Bases 151 to 2307 code for a protein of 718 amino acids. Gene Ontology annotation, molecular function: protein binding; mRNA binding. Gene Ontology annotation, cellular component: nucleus. Gene Ontology annotation, biological process: mRNA 3'-end processing.
GUUCACUUAGGAGCUGCCCGGGGGAUUUUUACGAGGGAAGAGAACGGGAGGUAGGUGGGUGGGUAGGAGGGUUAAGAAAUAGGCAUAUCUACAUAUCGGACCCUGCUUCCUUGCUCCCCCCGCUACUUCCGGGGACCGUUUUAACCCGCCAUGUCUGGAGAAGCUCCCGCCGGCGACCAGGCUGCUGAAUAUGUCCCUGAAAAAGUAAAGAAAGCUGAAAAGAAACUAGAAGAGAAUCCAUAUGACCUUGACGCUUGGAGCAUUCUCAUUCGAGAGGCACAGAAUCAACCUAUAGACAAAGCACGGAAGACCUAUGAACGCCUUGUUGCCCAGUUCCCCAGUUCUGGCAGAUUCUGGAAACUGUACAUUGAAGCUGAGAUAAAAGCAAAAAAUUAUGACAAAGUAGAAAAGCUGUUUCAACGAUGCCUUAUGAAAGUCUUACACAUUGACUUGUGGAAGUGCUACCUUUCAUAUGUGCGAGAAACAAAAGGGAAGCUACCCAGUUAUAAAGAAAAAAUGGCUCAAGCAUAUGAUUUUGCUCUAGACAAAAUUGGCAUGGAAAUAAUGUCAUAUCAGAUCUGGGUGGAUUACAUCAAUUUUUUGAAAGGCGUUGAAGCAGUAGGGUCCUACGCAGAAAACCAGAGGAUAACAGCUGUCCGCAGGGUUUAUCAGCGAGGCUGUGUGAACCCUAUGAUCAACAUUGAACAGCUAUGGCGAGAUUAUAACAAGUAUGAAGAGGGAAUCAAUAUCCACUUAGCCAAAAAAAUGAUUGAAGAUCGUAGUAGAGAUUAUAUGAAUGCUAGACGUGUUGCUAAGGAGUACGAAACUGUGAUGAAAGGUCUGGACCGUAAUGCUCCCUCUGUCCCACCACAAAAUACUCCACAAGAAGCACAGCAGGUAGACAUGUGGAAAAAAUACAUUCAGUGGGAAAAGAGUAACCCUUUGCGUACCGAAGACCAAACCCUCAUCACAAAGAGAGUGAUGUUUGCAUAUGAACAAUGCCUCUUAGUAUUGGGUCAUCAUCCUGAUAUCUGGUACGAAGCUGCACAAUAUCUUGAACAAUCCAGCAAGCUGCUAGCUGAGAAAGGAGAUAUGAACAAUGCUAAACUUUUCAGUGAUGAAGCAGCAAAUAUUUAUGAAAGAGCAAUCAGCACUUUAUUAAAAAAGAAUAUGCUUCUUUAUUUUGCAUAUGCAGAUUAUGAAGAGAGUCGUAUGAAAUAUGAGAAAGUACAUAGCAUAUAUAAUAGACUCUUGGCUAUUGAAGACAUCGAUCCCACUUUGGUUUAUAUUCAGUACAUGAAAUUUGCAAGGCGAGCAGAAGGUAUAAAAUCAGGCCGAAUGAUAUUUAAGAAAGCACGAGAAGAUACCCGCACCCGCCACCAUGUUUAUGUUACAGCUGCUCUGAUGGAAUAUUAUUGCAGCAAGGACAAGUCAGUGGCUUUUAAGAUUUUUGAGCUAGGCUUGAAGAAAUAUGGAGACAUUCCAGAAUAUGUCUUGGCAUAUAUUGAUUAUCUUUCUCAUUUGAAUGAGGAUAAUAAUACAAGAGUCUUGUUUGAACGUGUGUUGACCUCGGGGAGCCUUCCACCAGAGAAAUCUGGAGAAAUAUGGGCUCGAUUUUUAGCUUUUGAAAGCAAUAUUGGCGACUUGGCUAGCAUAUUAAAAGUUGAGAAACGAAGGUUUACAGCUUUCAAGGAAGAAUAUGAGGGCAAAGAAACAGCUUUGCUGGUAGACAGGUAUAAAUUCAUGGAUCUGUACCCUUGUUCUGCCAGUGAACUCAAAGCUCUUGGUUAUAAGGAUGUCUCUCGUGCAAAGCUAUCAACCAUAAUUCCAGAUCCUGUAGUGGCACCUUCAAUAGUACCUGUGCUAAAAGAUGAAGCAGACAGAAAGCCAGAAUAUCCAAAACCAGAUACCCAGCAAAUGAUUCCAUUCCAACCAAGACAUUUAGCACCUCCAGGUUUACAUCCAGUUCCUGGUGGUGUCUUUCCUGUUCCACCUGCUGCUGUAGUUCUAAUGAAACUUCUCCCACCUCCUGUGUGUUUUCAGGGUCCAUUUGUGCAAGUGGAUGAGCUCAUGGAGAUUGUCAGAAGAUGCAAACUUCCAGACACUGUGGAUGAAGCUGUACGGAUUAUUACGGGAGGCUUGCCUGACCUUUCAAUGGAAGGGAAUGGACCUUUGGAAAAUAAUGCCCUUCUCAAUAAAUCUGUCAAAAGACCAAACGAAGAUUCAGAUGAUGAUGAGGAAAAGGGAUCAGUGGUUCCUCCAAUUCAUGACAUUUACAGAGCACGACAACAGAAACGAAUCCGAUGAGGCACGUCGCAAAUUCAGUUGUGAAAAUCUAAAGGACUUGUAAUAUGUUGUCUUUCAACAAAUCAAAUGUUUAAAAAGAAUUGAAAGUUUCUAACAUGCAUCUUGCAACUGAGGUUGUUUUGUUACUGUGGUGCCUCUUUUUUACCAGCUGUUUUUUCAUCAGAAAAGGAAAAAGGCAGAUGAACGAGCAAAUCUGAGUUCUGGCAGCAACUACACAUUGGGACACAGACCAUGCAAAAUGUGUUUGCCAUUGUUUGGUUGGUCUUCAGAUGUAUCCUCACACACCACUUGAAUUCUUGUGGGGAUUCUGACAGUUUUAUUUUUAAAAACUGGAAAGCUUAUAAUGGGGAAAUAUUUUAAAUUCACAUUUCUGAAAAACAAACUGUUCUCACUUUGCUCAUGUAGUGUCUGUCCUGCCUUAUUCUUCAUUUUAAUUUAUGGCAGAAUGAAUGGAAGCUGUUUUGUAGUUUAAAAUAGAAAAACAAAUGUUCCUUUCAAAUAAAGGAUCUCCUUAAA